UCUUAGGAGGUUACUACAUAUUUUAUUCAGCGCUAUUAGUGGAGCGAUAACUCUGGGUAGAGAACGAUACUUUGUCAGUGACGGACAUACUAGCAAAAUGUCUGCACUACCUGUUCGUAGCUUUAUGGAUGGCGCCAACACGAAGUGGCGUCAUGGAUACCAACCGAACUAUGAUGCCGUUAAUGAGAAAUUUAUGGCAGAAAAAACAAUGAAUCAUAAAGAUGGAUCUUUAGAACAAGUUGUUGAAAAUUUGGUGAAAACUUGGGAAAUGGAAAGUUCGCAUAAGAUGGAUGACGCGGAUUGGAAAAGCGUAGACAAAAAAGUUUUCACCAUUUCUUCAAACGGAGGAAAGAAGUUUAACCUAGAUGACAACAUUAGUAUUGGCAACUACAACAUUUUAAUGUGUGAAAGUCCUCUGUACAAUGCCGUAAAAGAGACCAACCAAUCAUCACAUGACUUGUUCCGGAACGUGUUUAAGACUGGAUUUGCCUGGGAAGUGCUGCAAGUGUUCUCUGGACCGCCUUUGGUCUCGUUCACAUGGAGACACUGGGGAACGUUUGAAGGUGACUAUAAAGGUACUAAAGCUACAGGGGAGACAAUCGAGAUGUACGGCAACUGUGUGGUCAAGGUCAACGACGACAUGAAAAUCCAGUCUAUUGAUGUAUAUUAUGAUCCAAACCCUUUCUUGAUGAAACUGACCAACUGGAAAUCUGGAGCUGGCUGUCCAGUGGCUAAAUAAAGGAUAGAUGGACAGUUAGAUUGUUUUUACGCUUUCUGUUAUGCUAUCACAUAUGGUAUUGCAAACCUAUAAUUACAACCCUUGCAUUUAUACGCUAACAACACGAAACCGAAGAGGCAAAAUUUGUGCAAAGUUUUCUAUCAGUCUGUACACAAAUGUUAUGUAAAGCAGAAAAGAGUACCACGAUGUCGUCGUUGAUAUCUAGGUUAGUAAGAUCAAUAGUUAAAUAUAGUUAUUUAUGGUGGCAUUUUUUAUUGAAUAUAAUAAAACCAUUUGAAAUAUAA
Molecule: messenger RNA, 1023 nt
Organism: Magallana angulata
Lineage: Eukaryota; Metazoa; Mollusca; Bivalvia; Ostreida; Ostreidae
Exons: 3
Coding region: 98-739 (213 amino acids)
Source: RefSeq, a predicted model, not a curated record